Trametes versicolor FP-101664 SS1 is the source of this 201-nucleotide messenger RNA. RefSeq lists its product as uncharacterized. The record is from RefSeq and is a predicted model, not a curated record. Lineage: Eukaryota; Fungi; Basidiomycota; Agaricomycetes; Polyporales; Polyporaceae. The transcript has a single exon. The annotation marks the transcript as partial.
GCUACCGGCUCCACACCCGCACCUACGCAGUCAGCACAGGACAUGCUAUCGUCGCUCCCGGCCGCGCAAUCGAACCGUCUGUUCGACAUCGCGAACCUCAAGGACGACGGCAGCAACUUCCCGAUGUGGAAGUUUCGCUUACAAAUGAUUCUUCAGACGCGAAAGCUCUGGGGGAUCGUUAGCAAGACCGAACCGUGUCCC